CAUUAUGAGGAGGUUGCGAAUGUGUCGUUGCCGGGGAAUUUUGUGGAUUUGGUCGAGGGGCAAGAAUUUGAGAGUAAUUUGGAUUUGCACGAGAUGUAUUUGACGGAGAAGGGGACGAUUUUGGCGUUGGGGAAUAAUGUGACCCGGAUGGAUUUGAGGAGUGUGGGCGGGGAGGAGGAGGGGUGGGUUGUGGAGGCGCAGGUGUAUGAGAUUGAUGUGGAAACGAAUGAGAUUUUGUUUUGCUGGAAGAGUUUGGAUCAUCUCGACGAGUUGCCGUUGAGUGCGAGUGUCUAUCCGCUGGGGAGUGAAGGUUAUGAUGGAUCGGCGCAGAGCAAAGCUUGGGGCUACUUCCACAUCAACUCCGUCGCUCCCCUCGGUGACGGCUACAUUCUCAGCUCGCGAUACCUCUCCAGCGCCAUCGCCCUCGACAGAUCCGGAAACGUCCUCUGGCGAGUCCAAGGCAUCGAUGGGAAUGGCUUCACGUUGGGUCCCGACGCGGAUUUCCGCUAUCAACACUACAUCCGAGCCAUUGAGCAGACGAGCAACCCGGACCACAUCAUCACCAUCAGCCUGCACGACAACCACAACUGUCCCAUUGACAACAACACCGUCCCCGCCUCGGGCAAAUUCCUCCACAUCGACCUCCAAACAAAACACGUCUCCCUCCUCCCCAACCACCCCCGAUUUCUCAACUCCUCCGGCCCCAUUUUUCCCACUUCCCAAGGAUCUUUCGAACGCGUCGGAGGACGAUUUACCCCCAAUACAACUUCUCUUCACAACAACAACGAUCAAACUGAAACCAAUUACCUCUCCUGCCACGGCGGCAUCCCCGUUCUCGAAGAAUUCUCCCCUCAAGGUCAAAUCCUCGCCACGUACCAAGUCGGCUACGCCACCCAACGCCCUGGAGGAGGUUUCUUCACUGUAGGAAGAGAUACCAUUUCCUAUCGUGGUUUCAAACAGACGUGGGUCGGAUGUCCGAGGUCGAGGCCGAAGGUUGUUGUGGAAGUUUCUAAUGGUGGUGGUGGUUAUGGGACGAAGCAGAAGCAGAAGCAGAAGCAGAAGAUGAAGAAUGAGAAGAAGAAGACGACGACGAAAGUUUAUGUGAGUUGGAAUGGAGCGACGGAGGUGGAGGGGUGGGAGGUGUUUGGGGGGAUGGAGAGGGGGGAUGUGAAGAGGUAUUUGAAAACGGUGGAGAACGGGGGGUUUGAGACGGUGGUAGAGUUGGAGGAAGAGGAUGUGAAGUUUGUGAAGUUGAGGGCUGUGUUGAAGAAAGAUAGUCAGUCGUCGUCGUCGUCAUCGUCGUCGUAUGGUGGCAAAGGAAAGGGUUGCGAGGUUGUGGAAAGUGAGGUUGUUGCUAUCUCAUCGCAGUAGAUGACGAUCAAGUCUGGAUAUACAGGAUAGAAUAGAAAAUGUCCUGUCGAUCUUUUCCGGCCAUGUGAGACAGAGAGAGAGAGAGAGAGAGGAAUCGACAGAAAAUCGUAGAACAAA
Messenger RNA from Sphaerulina musiva SO2202, 1488 nucleotides. RefSeq lists its product as uncharacterized. The coding region runs from base 94 to 1371 and encodes 425 amino acids. The record is from RefSeq and is a predicted model, not a curated record. The transcript has a single exon. NCBI's taxonomy places the organism in Eukaryota, Fungi, Ascomycota, Dothideomycetes, Mycosphaerellales, Mycosphaerellaceae.